AUGUCGACGGCCUCACACUCCUCACACGCCUCCGCCUUCGGACAGCUUGUGACCGGCCCCCCUGGGGCGGGCAAGUCGACAUACUGUCAUGGCAUGUACCAAUUCCUCACCGCGCUUGGCCGACCAGUGAGCGUCAUCAACCUCGACCCCGCCGUGUCCAACCCGCCAUAUCCGUGCGCUGUCUCCAUCACGUCGCUCAUCACCCUCGACGACGUGAUGGAGGAGUAUGGGCUGGGGCCGAACGGCGCCAUGCUCUACUGCAUCGAGUACCUCGAGGCCAACUUUGACUGGCUCGUGGAGCAGCUCGACGCGCUUCUCGAACCCCAAGGCGGCAGCGGGUACAUUGUCAUCGACACGCCAGGGCAGGCUGAGCUGUGGACUAACCACGACAGCCUGAAGCGUAUCGUCAACCGGCUGCUGAAGCUGGACUACCGACUCGCAGCAGUCCAUCUGACUGACGCGCAUGCGAUCACAGACGCCGCAAAGUACAUCUCCGCGGUGCUGUUAGCUCUGCGCGCCAUGCUUCAGCUUGAGAUGCCACACAUCAACGUGUUCUCCAAGAUCGAUACCAUAGGAGGAUUCGGUGACUUGCCGUUCAAUUUGGACUACUACACCGAGGUGCAGGACCUCUCCUACCUCGUCCGGCAAUUGGAGGAGGUGCCGCGAGCGAAACGCUUCGCGAAGCUCAACGCCGCGAUGGCGGAGCUCAUCGAAGAGUUCUCUCUCGUCGGCUUCGAGACGCUUGCCGUCGAGGACAAGGCGAGUAUGAUGCACCUCGUGCGCCUCAUCGACAAGGUCACUGGCUACGUCUUCAUGCCGGGCGGAACGACCGAGGAGAACCUGCAUGCGCUGUUCUCGAGCGCGUCCGGUACCAUUCCAGGCGGAUACGCCGACAUCUCGGAUGUGCAGGAGCGCUGGGGCGAGGGGCGCGAGGCUUUCGACAAAGCUGAAGAGGAGCGGUGGGAGCGCGAGUGGGCCAUGCGCAAACAGGCCGAGUCUAUGGCUGGCGGCGUUGAGGGCGCCGCUGGCGUCGCGGGCCAAGAUGACGAUAAUUUGGAACAUAUGGCAUAGAUGUCGUCUAUCGACUAUAAUAUCUGUUGUAUUUACGGUACAUGCAUUUUACGCAUCAACUGGUACAUUUACAACGGUGCUACGUGGCGCGCUGAGCACGCAGAUUCUCGAAAAAGGUCUCAAUGUCGUCCCGGCUCACCGCCUGUCCGCUCUGCACAUGUGCCGCGAGCAUGACCUUGAGCUUGUCGCUUCUGUCAGCGGAUUCUACCGGACACUCACCGCAUGCUCUCGUAGCCGUACAACGCUUCGAUGGCCUGCACACGCGGGAGGGCGCUCACGACGCGCUCCGUGACUGCCUCGAGCGUCUCAGGCGGCGAGUCGGCUGGCGGCUCGUAGAUCUCCUCGUCAACCAGCGGGAAGGGGAGGGCUGCGGCUUCCGCGUCCUGGCGUCAGCGGGCAACUUGGGCUGACGG
Molecule: messenger RNA, 1484 nt
Organism: Cutaneotrichosporon oleaginosum
Lineage: Eukaryota; Fungi; Basidiomycota; Tremellomycetes; Trichosporonales; Trichosporonaceae
Cellular component (GO): cytoplasm
Molecular function (GO): GTPase activity
Source: RefSeq, a predicted model, not a curated record